This is a messenger RNA of Parathielavia appendiculata, 698 nucleotides long. RefSeq lists its product as uncharacterized. The transcript has 4 exons. The record is from RefSeq and is a predicted model, not a curated record. The coding region runs from base 116 to 610 and encodes 164 amino acids. NCBI's taxonomy places the organism in Eukaryota, Fungi, Ascomycota, Sordariomycetes, Sordariales, Chaetomiaceae.
GUGAGGUUUACGGAUAGCACCCCUUGCAGAUUCUGUUUUUUUACACAGCAGGUAACGUUAUUUCGCCCCCUAGCUUGCCCGGAAACGGCAACUAUCCGUGGCCGCCACGGACCAAAUGAGGACCUUGGAGGAAGAGGAACAGGAAAAGUCAGAAAGCUGUUUGGAAUGCCCUGCAGCAGCUGAUGCAGCUAGCGGCUCGCCCCGGUUCCCGGCCUGGAACAGCCGAGAUAAACGUCGAGUAAUUCGAAUACGACGGUCAAUUGGGAGACGGCUGACGGAUGAGGAACUGCGAUUCUUUGGGACGGAAAGGAAGGAUGAGCAGCACACAACGCACACACGGCUCGUCAUCCGCGGGCUGGACGCCCUUCCCUUUUCUGUCCAGUCGGGUGGAGCCCGUCAGAAUCUGGUUGCGAUUCCAAUUCGCUCCCGGCUGGCCUCGCACGGACUUGGAUGGCAAGCAAGGGCCCUUGCUGUACCCCAGGUACCGUAUGGGUCCGCUCGGAGGACGAGCUGCAGCAAGGGGACACCCUGCGUCAAACUGAAGAGGCCGCAGCUCCGGCCGGGGUUAGAGGUGACCUCAAAAAGUCAAGGAUCCCGGCGACAAGGUUGACCGGGGCCGGGGCUGGGUCCUGCAAGGGUGGAGGAGCUCCCCGCGAGCAGUGGGUCCAGAGCGAGGCCAGCCCGCGACAGCUUCUCUU